AUGGCAGCCGUCGGCAAGUUCGAGUCACUGCAACUGCAGGAUUCACACGCGGAUGGGGCUCUGCGGCAAACAUCGACUGUCCUUACCAACGAGAUUCAAACGGCUGGACUGUCCGAUGUCGUCAAUCUACGUCGCCCGAGAACGCUUUUCAAGCAAGCACUGACUAUUAUACCGUUGGCUACAUGA
Phytophthora nicotianae INRA-310 is the source of this 186-nucleotide messenger RNA. RefSeq lists its product as hypothetical. The coding region runs from base 1 to 186 and encodes 61 amino acids. The record is from RefSeq and is a predicted model, not a curated record. NCBI's taxonomy places the organism in Eukaryota, Oomycota, Peronosporomycetes, Peronosporales, Peronosporaceae. The transcript has a single exon.